AUGCAUACUGUCAGGCAUGACUUGUAUCAAAAACAAGUCAGGGCUAAGUGGAUUCCUCGUCCAGUGAUGAAUGAGUUAGAGAGAAUAUGGGCAUCAGAAGAUUACAAGGCGAAGUGUGAGAUUGCUAAAGUCAAUAGAGCCUCAACCACAGGGGGCACUCAACAUAAAGGUGGGAGCAUUCCUAACACUGAGCAUAAGAGGAGGCUGGCUCUGGAGUUAGGAAGAGACCCUUCUAUGUUUGAAUUGUUCAAGAAGACGCAUUUAAAUGAUAAAACCGGAAAAUUUGCAGACCAGCGAGCGGAAAUAGCUCAUGAUGAAUUCAUGAGGAGAAAGGCAGAAUUAAGCUCUGAAAGAGGCUCUCCAAGUGUGCAAUCUAACCAGGAAGAAUUUAACAUAUGGUUAGAGGUUACAGGUGGUAAGAACAAGAAGGGUCGCAUCUAUGGAUUUGGAUCUGAGGCUGAUGAUGAUAUUUGUACACCUCAGAGAUCUUCUCCUUCCAUCAAUAGCACAAGCAUGAAUACUAAUGUUGAAACUGAACUACGCACAAGGAUAACAGAGCUCACACAAGAGAAUCAACAAAUUAAACAAGAGCAUCAAGAGAUGAAACAAAAUUAUAGCAAGAUUAUGUCUGCAUUGGAGCAAAUGGGAAUUAGAUUAUCUGAGCCCUCUAGUAGCAAUAUAAAUUUAGAAAAUGACAGUUGA
Messenger RNA from Neltuma alba, 702 nucleotides. RefSeq lists its product as uncharacterized. The record is from RefSeq and is a predicted model, not a curated record. NCBI's taxonomy places the organism in Eukaryota, Viridiplantae, Streptophyta, Magnoliopsida, Fabales, Fabaceae. Gene Ontology annotation, biological process: transposition. Bases 1 to 702 code for a protein of 233 amino acids. The transcript is spliced from 3 exons.